CAUAUAUCUAGCUAGCUGCUAGCAAAAGCAAAAUUAACAGAAGCAAAGAGAGUGUUGUGAUCUCAAUUUCAAUUCAAGCUACUAUGGCUUCUUCUUCUUCUUCAUCGCGUUCUCAUUCGAAGUAUUCUGUCUUCUUGAGCUUUAAGGGCGAGACACGGAGAUCAUUCACCGAUCAUCUCUACACAAGCUUGUGGGAAGCUGGGGUUCUAACCUUUCGAGAUGAAGAAGAGAUCCGGAAAGGCAACGACAUUUCUGAUGAGUUGAAGCAGGCCAUUGAGGGGUCUGAGAUAUCCAUUGUUGUAUUCUCCAAAAAUUAUGCCCAAUCCAGAUGGUGCCUUGACGAGCUGGUGAAAAUGGUGGAGUGUAAACAGAAAUUGGGACAAAAGAUUCUUCCCAUAUUCUAUCAUGUUACUCCUUCAGAGGUUCGCAAACAGACAGGCGAGUUUGGUAUCGCACUGAAUCAACAUAAAGAGCAAUUUGGAGAAGAAAGAGUUAAUGGGUGGAAAGCUGCACUCACUGCCGUUGCUGAUUUGUCUGGAUGGGAUUUAGAAAUCAUGAAAGACGGGUAUGAGUCAGGGUUCAUCAAAAAAAUUACUGAAUGUGUGCUAAGGGAAUUGAAUCAUACAUACAUGAAUGUUGCAAGGUAUCAGGUUGGAAUUGAUUCUCGUGUGAAAUAUAUGGAGAAUUUUUUGCAAAGUCAAACAAAUGAUGGUGUGAAGAUGAUUGGAAUUUUUGGCACGGGUGGUGUUGGGAAAACAACCCUUGCUAAAGCUAUAUACAACAGGAAUUUUCUAAGGUUUGAAGGUAGUUGUUUUAUCGCAAACAUUAGAUCUGAAGUUUCUGGGGGACGACAUGAUGAUUUAGCUCGUUUACAAGAGAAACUUGUUCGCGAUACGCUCAAGAGAAAAAUACAUGAAAUAGAUAAUGUUGAUAGAGGGAUACUUUUAAUUAAAAGAAUACUGCCAUCAAAAAAGGUUCUUAUUGUUCUUGAUGACAUAGACCAUAGAGAUCAACUAAACUCGUUAGCAGGAGAACGAGAUUGGUUUGGUUCAGGCAGCAUAAUUAUCAUAACAACUAGAGAUGUUCAGUUGUUGAGUAACCUUAGAGCACACGAAAAGUACGAGGUCAACAUGUUAAGCUUGGAUGAAUCUUUGCAACUCUUGAGUUGGCAUGCUUUUGGUGCCCCUGUACCAUUAGAGGAGUAUAGUGAACUAUCCAAAACGAUGGCAAGUUAUACGAAAGGGCUUCCAUUAGCCCUUGAAGUCAUAGGUUCUCGUUUACAUGGUAAAUCAGUGCAAGAAUGGAGGGACGAUGCUGAGAAAUUAAAAAAGAUACCUAAUGGCGAAGUUCAAAAGAUUCUUAAAAUAAGCUAUGAUGCACUUGAUGAUGAUGAUACUCAGAACAUCUUCCUUGAUAUUGCUUGUUUUUUCAUUGGGGAUGACAAAGACAACACUGUUAAGAUAUUGGAAGCUUGUAAUUUUUUUCCUGGAAGUGGAAUCAAAACUUUGACAGAUAGAUGCUUGUUAACAAUAAAUGAAUAUGGAAAAUUUGAAAUGCAUGAUUUAGUUCGUGAUAUGGGUAGAGAAAUUGUUAGAAUGGAAUCCUCACAAGAGCCUGGCAAACGCAGUAGAUUGGUGGAUCCAAAGGAUGUCAUUGAUGUUCUUCAAGGAAAGAAGGGCACAGAUGCAAUUCAAGGGAUGAUUGUAAAUUCCAAUAUGUUAAGGGAUGUGCCUUUCAAUACCAAAGCAUUCAAAAGGAUGAAAAAUUUACGGAUACUCAUAUUGGAUGGUGUGUGUCUUAGUGGAUCUUUUAAAUAUUUGUCCAAUGAACUUAGACUGCUUAGGUUACAUGAUUGCCAUUUGAGUUGCACACCAUCUGAAUUUUUCUUUGGGAAACUUGUUGAGUUAAACAUGUCUCGUAGCAAUAUCAAUGAAUUUCAGCCCAAUAUGCAGCAUUUGAUAUGCUUGAAGAUUUUAAAGCUUGAUGGUUGUAAACUUAAGAAAACGCCAGACUUCACCGGAGCACAUAGCCUUGAGAAAGUAUCCUUUCAUGGUUGUUCAAAAUUGGUCAAGGUGCACAAGUCAAUUGGAAGUUUGAAGGAACUUGUUGAGUUAGAUUUCAACUCUUGCAGUGCACUAAAGGAGCUUCCAACUAACUUGGGAGACUUAGAGCAACUAAUUGAGUUAAAUGUUAGGCUAACUGCCAUCACAAUAUGCCCUUUUCUUUGGGAUGUUUGAGUAAGCUAAAGAACCUGGACUUGGGUUUACUACGAUCAAGAAGAACUACUCGUCAUUGUGCUGGUCGUGCUGCUUUACUUCCACCCUCGGUUGCUCAAUUAUGCUCGUUGGAAAGACAUUGUUCUCAUAGCAACAACCUGUAUGAAAUAGAUCUUCCAAUAGGUCUUGGGAGUUUGACCUCAUUGACAGAUUUACGUUUAUCAGGAUGUUUCUAUAUUCAAAACUUACCAUUCAGCCUUCGUGAUCUUCGUUUCUUGCAAAACCUCAACUUGGAUGACUGUCAAAGUCUAAGAGUACUUAAAGAUCUUCCUCCUACUUUGGAGUCGCUCUUUGCAGGAAAUUGUGUGUCAUUAGAAAAAAUAGAAGAUAUAUCAACCUUGCAAAGACUCUGACAAUUGUAUAUUCCCAACUGCAAGAACUUGGCUCCGCUUCCAGGCCUAGAGACUCUUGAAAACUUACAUUUGCUCGAGAUAAGAAAUUGCUGUCGUUUGACUCCUCCUUCAGUUGAAAACUGGUUUCCAGGAAAACCAUGUGUGACGGGCUGGCUCAAGCUUGAAAAGACGGUAAAAGGUUGUAUUUUCCCAACUGCAAAAGGUUGGCUGAGCUUCCAGGUCUAGAGAGAGUCUGGAAUCCUUACAAAUUGCAGUGCUUUGGGGAUGGAUUCCUCUGAUCAGAUUGAAAAGUGGUUGCAGGUGACAGUGUGAAGAUUUCGCUUCAAGUAUGUAAAACAUUUGCCUGUUGCAUUAUUCCAACGUUUUCGAGGCAUGGAUUCGUUUAUAUGUUUCUGAUGGACUUUUGUUUUGGUGAUUGCAAUAUAAUGGAGUUCUUAUCGCUACGCUACCAGAAGCAAAACCAGUGGCGCCUCAGCUUGGGUUGGAGAUAUAUGAAUAAUGCAGUGUGGAGAAGAAGAAGAAGAAGAAGCUAAGUAUGGAAGAUCAGAGUUGAUUUUGAGGUGGCAGUAAUGGUGGGGGAGAUGGCCAUUCCUGCAAUUUGAUCAACCUCAACUACAUUUGGUAGAGUAGCAUCAUGUUUGGGCUUAGCAACAACUAACCAUCAACUUUGGGGCGACAAGAAAAACUCACAGAUACUAUUUGUCUAUUUGAUGGUAUCCUAAAUUCUGUAGGAUGGGUUCAAAAAAAGGAUAUUUGUAAUAAUCAAAUUCAUAGUGUAGUUUUCUACGGGAAUCAUGUUAUUGCUUCAUCCCACUCAACUAUCUUUUUGGGACAUUUUUUUUUUCCUUUUUUAAUCCAUGGGUAUUGCAAGGAUGACAAAAUUUGACACCAUUCAUCUUGUUGAGUAAAUGUUUUUUAAAAUAAAGUUUAAUGUUAAUUUAGUAUUA
Messenger RNA from Ipomoea nil (Japanese morning glory), 3576 nucleotides. RefSeq names its product TMV resistance protein N-like. Gene Ontology annotation, molecular function: ADP binding. The transcript has 9 exons. Gene Ontology annotation, biological process: signal transduction; defense response. The record is from RefSeq and is a predicted model, not a curated record. The coding region runs from base 84 to 2237 and encodes 717 amino acids. Lineage: Eukaryota; Viridiplantae; Streptophyta; Magnoliopsida; Solanales; Convolvulaceae.